This is a messenger RNA of Fragaria vesca subsp. vesca, 2413 nucleotides long. RefSeq names its product probable methyltransferase PMT23-like. Lineage: Eukaryota; Viridiplantae; Streptophyta; Magnoliopsida; Rosales; Rosaceae. The transcript is spliced from 8 exons. Gene Ontology annotation, molecular function: methyltransferase activity. The record is from RefSeq and is a predicted model, not a curated record. The coding region runs from base 414 to 2165 and encodes 583 amino acids. Gene Ontology annotation, cellular component: endosome; trans-Golgi network; cytoplasm.
UGAUUACUGCAAUAUAGAAGCACUUUUCUCAGUGUUUUUGUGAUGAGAACAUUAGCACGAGCUGUUCGGGAUUGCUUAUAGGAGGGUCAGAAGCACUUGUCUGCAAUUGAAUUAUGAGAAGUUCUUGUAAACAUUUUAGAAGCUGAUCCAAACGCGCUUUCGGUGCAGUGCUUAUACCAGAAGCACUUGGAGAUGAAUCAGAAGAAAAAAUAGGUGCUUUUAAAAAUAAAAUAAUAACCACGAGACACGUACGAACACCUGUCAUUACAAAUAUGAAAUACCGACAUUUCGAAAUCCUCGUAUAAAUACCGCGUUCGAUCCCGAAUCCUUGAUCACCCUCUUAAAUACUCCAUCCCCAUUUCAAUUCCCCACUCUCACAGAGAGAGAGAGAGAGAGCUCAAAUCAAAUCCAAAAUGGCAAUCUCAGUCUUCUUCAAAGAGAAAAAGUACCCCUUCCUCUUGGCCCUCGCGGUCCUCUUCGUCUGCGUCACUCUCCUCCUCCUCUCCAACUCCACCCCCUACCCCCUCCACGAUCUCCAAUCCUCCUCCUCCUCCUCUUCUCCUAUCGCAUCCACCGCCAAAAACGGCGGCGUUUCGGACGGUAAAAUUGCCGCCGUGAAUAUAAGUUGGGCUCUCUGCCCGGGCCCGCUGGCCGUCGAUUUCAUUCCGUGCCUGGAUAAUUGGAAGGCGAUCAAGGCCUUGAAGUCGCGCCGUCACAUGGAGCACCGCGAGCGGCAUUGCCCGGCGCCGGGCCUGAGGUGCCUGCCGCCGUUGCCGAGAGGCUACAAGGUGAAGGUUCCGUGGCCGAAGAGCAGGGACAUGAUAUGGUAUGACAAUGUACCUCAUCCGAAGCUGGUUGAGUACAAGAAGGAUCAAAAUUGGGUGAGGAAAUCCGGCGAUUAUCUUGUUUUUCCGGGAGGCGGUACUCAGUUCAAGGAUGGGGUUACUCACUACAUUGAGUACAUUCAAAAGACUUUGCCGGCUAUUGAGUGGGGGAAGAAUAUAAGGGUUAUUUUGGAUGUCGGUUGUGGGGUUGCUAGCUUUGGGGGGUAUUUGCUGGAUAAGAAUGUUAUCACCAUGUCGUUUGCGCCAAAAGAUGAGCAUGAAGCUCAGAUACAGUUUGCUCUUGAAAGGGGGAUUCCUGCAACUCUCUCGGUUAUCGGAACACAAAGGCUAACGUUUCCGGAUGAUGCUUUUGAUUUGCUUCAUUGUGCACGGUGUAGAGUACACUGGGAUGCAGAUGGCGGGAAACCACUAUUGGAGCUCAACAGGAUUCUGAGGCCCGGGGGAUUUUUCAUAUGGUCUGCUACACCAGUUUAUCGUGAUGAUAACGAAAGAGAUCGCGAAGUAUGGAAAUCUAUGGUAGCUCUGACAACAGCAAUGUGCUGGAAGGUUGUUGCUAAGUCUUUUGAUUCAACUGGAAUUGGGCUCGUAAUAUAUCAGAAGCCUGACUCUACUUCCUGCUACAGUGAACGUCAAAACCCUGAUCCACCUGUGUGUGAUCCUAAAGACAAGAAACUUGGUUCAUGGUAUGUGCCACUUAGUCGUUGCCUUUCCCAACUACCUGGAUAUAGCUGGCCUGUGCCCUGGCCGGAGCGGCUUAGCAGUAAACCUCUAAGCUUGUCGCCUGAGCCAGAAUCCGAGGAGAAGUUCUACAAGGAUACUAAAGAUUGGUCUGCACUUGUGUCAAAUUCCUACCUGAAUAAUGCUGCUAUAAACUGGUCGAGUGUGCGGAAUGUAAUGGAUAUGAAUGCUGGUUAUGGAGGAUUUGCUGCAGCACUUAUCGAUCGGCCUCUCUGGGUAAUAAAUGUCAUCCCGGUUCAUGUACCAGAUACUCUGCCUAUUAUUUUUGAUAGAGGAUUAAUUGGAUUCUAUCAUGACUGGUGCGAGCCAUUGAGUACCUACCCUCGAACCUAUGAUCUACUGCAUUCAAGUUUUCUCUUUGAAAGCCUUUCUCAAAGAUGCGACAUUGUAGAUGUAGUGGUAGAGAUGGAUCGCAUACUGAGGCCUAAUGGAUAUAUAGUGAUUCAAGAUACAAUGGAAAUGAUAGACAAGCUGAGGCCAAUCUUGCAUUCGCUUCAGUGGUCUUCAACUGUCCAUCAAGAUCGAGUUCUUAUCGGUCAGAAAGGCUUCUGGCGUCCGGCAAGAUUUGCAAGUAGAUCAUGAAUUAAGUUGGCUUUUGCGAGCUUUUUUCCCUGUACAAGCUUAUAUAUAUCUAUAUGUUAAUCAUCUGUAACAAAGAAUCAGACAGUUGAAAAGCUUUUUUUUACGGCUCAAAUUGAAGCGCCAAAGUCAUAGGACUCAGAUAGAAAUUUAUACCCUUACCAAUAAUAAAAUGAUAUUGGUCAAGUUACAUAGUCAAAUUGUAUGAUGCAUUACUGGAUACACAGUUACAAAUAGAAUUGUUAUAAGUU